Molecule: messenger RNA, 2606 nt
Organism: Phyllostomus discolor (pale spear-nosed bat)
Lineage: Eukaryota; Metazoa; Chordata; Mammalia; Chiroptera; Phyllostomidae
Gene: MFSD11
Product: major facilitator superfamily domain containing 11
Exons: 13
Coding region: 589-1938 (449 amino acids)
Source: RefSeq, a predicted model, not a curated record
GGGUCUCCAGGUCCCCUCUCGCAGUUGCCCCCUCUUUCGCCAGGUUCCGCUUUCCGCCCCCCUUCGCCACCCGCAGCAGGCUGGCCUCCGCUCCCCUCGGGCCGGCCAGCUCUCGCGACGUCCCUGCCACUCUCGGGCCGCGCAGGGACUGCAUUUCCCAGCGCGCCGAGCGGGCGGCGCCCGGGCUGCGGUCAGGUGACCGGGUCGUCUGAGCCGCGUCGCUUCUGGGCGGGUUCGCGCGGGCGGGGCCGCGCCGGCCUGUGCAGCUCGCCCUUGGCCCCCUAAUUCCCCCUCGCGGGCCCCUCAAUCUGGCGUGACAACGGUCCCUGCGCGUCUCCGGGUGUCGGACUCUUCCCGACUCGGGUCGCGGCUUAGGAAUGUCCUAGUCCUGCCGCUGGGGAGCGCCGCGCCCUACGCCCGGGGUUCUGAUCCAAGGACUGGAAGUCGGCAGCCUGGAUACUCGCUGCCCCUGGAUCUGUCCGCCUCCCGUCGCCGUCUCUUCAGUCCCCCCAGGACCCGCAGUGGGGCCGCCCCGCGGACAGCUGACUGCCCUGGCCGGCUGCUGACCUCCGGCGGCGUGCAGCCACAAUGUCCCCGGAAUCUAAAAAGCUUUUCAACAUCAUCAUUUUAGGGAUUGCCUUCAUGUUUAUGUUCACCGCCUUUCAAACUUGUGGGAAUGUGGCGCAAACCGUCAUCAGGAGCCUGAAUAGCACCGAUUUCCACGGCAGUGGAUACACCAGCAUGGCCAUCAUUUACGGGGUGUUCUCUGCUUCGAACCUGAUCACGCCCUCGGUGGUCGCCGUGGUGGGACCCCAGCUCUCCAUGUUCGCUAGCGGUUUAUUCUACAGCAUGUACAUUGCCGUUUUUAUCCAGCCUUUCACGUGGUCCUUCUACACAGCCUCUGUUUUCAUCGGAAUCGCGGCUGCCGUGCUUUGGACAGCACAAGGAAACUGCCUGACCAUAAAUUCCGAUGAGCACACCAUUGGGAGGAACAGUGGGAUUUUCUGGGCACUGCUACAGUCCAGCUUGUUCUUUGGAAAUCUCUACAUAUAUUUUGCUUGGCAAGGGAAAACUCAAAUAUCAGAGAGCGACCGGAGAACGGUGUUUAUUGCCCUGACAGUGAUUAGCCUCGUGGGGACCGUUCUGUUCUUUCUCAUUCGGAAGCCAGAUCCCGAGAACAUCCUGGGAGAGGAUGAAUCUUCCGACGACCAGGACCUGGAAAUCAAUGAGCCUGCCCAGAACAACAUGACAAAGGCAGCGGAUGCGUUCAAAAAGUCUCUUCAAUUAUGUGUCACCAAGGAGAUGCUCCUCCUUAGCAUUACGACAGCGUAUACAGGUCUGGAGUUGACUUUCUUCUCCGGCGUGUAUGGAACCUGCAUCGGCGCCGUCAACAAAUUUGGGACGGAAGAGAAGAGCCUCAUUGGACUCUCUGGCAUUUUCAUUGGCAUUGGAGAAAUUUUAGGUGGGAGCCUCUUCGGCCUGCUGAGCAAGAACAACCGUUUCGGGAGGAACCCGGUUGUGCUGCUGGGCAUCCUGGUGCAUUUUGUGGCUUUUUAUUUAAUAUUUCUCAACAUGCCUGGGGACGCGCCCAUCGCCCCCCUGGAGGGGACGGACAGCCGCGCUUACAUCACAUCCAGCAAAGAAGUGGCCAUCUUCUGCAGCUUCCUGCUGGGCCUCGGAGACAGCUGCUUCAACACCCAGCUGCUCAGCAUCCUGGGGUUCCUCUACUCCGAAGACAGCGCCCCCGCGUUUGCAGUCUUUAAGUUCGUCCAGUCCAUCUGCGCAGCCGUGGCGUUUUUCUACAGCAACUACCUUCUCCUCCCCUGGCAACUCCUGGUCAUGGUGAUCUUCGGGUUCUGCGGAACUGUGUCGUUCUUCGCGGUGGAGUGGGAAGCGGCCGCCAUCGUCGCCCGGGGCUCUGACUACCGGAGUAUCUGACCUGGGGAGCCGGCCACGGGCAGGAGGCCGGGCCUCUGCGGACUGCUCACCGCGGGACGGAGCGCAGGGGGAGGUGCCGCCUCCCACUGUCACCUCGCGGCGGAGGGCGCUCAGCGUGGCGACACCGAGGACGUGGGACAGCUCGGUCCAUGGGAGUCGGCGUUCAAGUUUACAGAUUCGCUCCGUAACACAAGUGGAAUAAGGGAGGCUUGGUCUGUCCAUUAUAAUUGUUCAAAGAUGUCAUUUUUCAUUCAUCUGUCGCGAGUUCCUUAUAAUCACGUUACCGAAUGUAAAUGUUUUCCUCCCCUCCCCUUUCCUCGAAUGAUCUUGCCUCGAUUCCGAACCCUAGGCCAUCUGUCACGUAGAGACUCUUGCUGGGUAUCGAGUUACAUGCUUCUACGUAAGAAUAGGGAGCACACGCCACCCCACACGUGUGUGUGUGUGUGUGUGUGUGUGUGCGCGCGUGGAUGCCACUGAAAUAAACUGGAGGUACUGAAACGCAGUCUUCUCCGUGAAAGGAUUUGCACUUUCUUCCUCUUGCAAUGUUUCAUUUGGCAAGUUUUCUCACCCCAUAGUUCGUAGGAAGGAGUGGCUAGUUAACUACUGUAAAGUGAGGUGAAAAUGGUCUUCAGUCUUAAGAGCAGGAAUCUACCAUUUGUAGAUGAACA